Molecule: messenger RNA, 753 nt
Organism: Equus caballus (horse)
Lineage: Eukaryota; Metazoa; Chordata; Mammalia; Perissodactyla; Equidae
Gene: REX1BD
Product: required for excision 1-B domain containing
Source: RefSeq, a predicted model, not a curated record
GAGGGCGCCUGGUGCAGUAGAGCAACCUGCUCCCGGGCGGGGCCGGGGCUGCGCAGUCAUGAUCGCCGCCGAGGCCGCGGCACAGUCCGCUCUGCCUGCUGUGCCCGGUGCUGCGGCGGCCGCCGGAGUCUCAGAGCGCGAGGAGCCGGCGUGGCCGUGGAAAGAUGCCCCGAUCCGGGCGCUGGUGCAGCGCAUCCACCAACUGCAGGCUGAGCGCGCACAGGCCUUCCGCCGGCUGGAGGAAGGCCACCGUCAGUAUCUGCACAGCGGCCCGCCCUACGAUUUCCCGCGCUACCGGAGCACCGUGCACGAGGUGACCCAGGCCUUCGCCGCUGCCUCGCGGGAGGUGCUGGCGGUGGAAGCCGAACUGGCCGGGCGCCGAGCGCAGCCACUGCUCGCGGGCCACGUGCGCAGUCUGCAGCAGCUGGAGGAGACGCGCCUGGCCACGGUGGCCCUGCUGCAGCUGAUGGGGGCGCCAGAGCUGACGGGGCAGGAGGAUCCCCUACAGAUGCAUCAGCUGAAGAUGAAGGUAAUUAAAACCAUGGAGGCAAUCAGUGAGGUUCUUCAAGACCUUAAGUUUGAUGCGGAAUCUUCGGAGUGACGGUGGCUUCCCAGGGACACACGGAGCAUGGGAAAUGGGACGGAUGGCGCCCAGCCCAGCCCUGACUGCCAGCUGGCUAGGGUUGCACCCUGCUGAGCUGCUGACCUUCCUUGAGUUCACCGUGCCUCCCAGAAUAAAGAACCUUUUCUCUA